AUGAGCACACCUGCGGCAUUCCUGUCGUCCCCUGCGUCCCUUCGCAGUCGCUGUGAGGAGAUUCUGUGCGACCUCGUGGAAACACAGCAGGGGCUUGGGAGGGAAUGGAAAAACGUCCAGCCAUGCGUCCUACGCGCGUCGCAGCUGCUCUUGCAGCAGGCGCAGCAACAAGACGAGCGUUUGGAAAAGCUGGAGGAUAAAAUGAAUCAGGUUCUGAGCGCCCUGGAGGUCAUUGCGAACGACUGCCGGCUGAAGGAACAACGCUACCAUAUGGACCGUGGGACCACGGAGACGGCGCUGCAGGAGCUCCAGCACUCUAGCCAGCAGCUUCACGAUGCUCUGGAGAUGGAGCGCCGCGCAAACCAACAGUUUCACGAGGGGGUUCUGUACCCCGGUUUGGCGGAUCUACAGCAACAGAUUGAUCGCAUUUCGUCGGGUGUCCACCCAUCUGUGCCCCCGUCGCAGCCACCACCACCACCACCACCACCUUUGCCGGCCGCAGUCGUUGAAGGUAAAAUUGAUAUUGACCCCAAGAGCGGCGUUGAGGACUCCGCAUUGAAGGAGAUGGUUCGGGAAGUGAGACUUCUGCGCAAUCAGUGGCAGCAGUUCCUGCAACAGUCGCGGUCCGCCAUGCCAGUCUCGCGGCAGCUCGUCGAGAAGGGACCUCGCAUGGAUGUUACUACUCGGGCAAAAAGCGGAGGAGCUCUGCUCUCUAUGAUGUAUCCGGGUGUGGACUGCAGUGUGGCGCGGUGGCAUUGGCGCGGGGGUCACGUGUCAUCGCCGAUGCUCUCCCCAGAUAGCCCUAUCCCGUGGAGCACGUUGCAUGUGCGCAAGACAACAACAGGGGAAUGGCUGUCAGUUGGCGCAACCCCCGACGGCACGACUGUUCAUUCCGAACUCAGCAAGGGGGCAGGGCUCCCAUUUCUGUGGCGCCCGCAGCGUCCCUCUGUCAUUGAGCUCAUAAAAGGCGGCAUCUAUCGCGUGACGGUCUGUCUGCUAAGCAGUUGCAGUUGUCUUAGUAGUGCGAAGAGUCCCGGAGGAGGACGGCACGUUGUCACCUCCGCCCUGCCGUCUGUAUCGCUUAGGGUCAAUCAAAAGACCGUUUUCAGCUUUUUCUCCGGUGGGUCCACCCGGUACACGGUGCAGCGGGCAGCGGACACCAGUCGCCGAACUGCUUCUGCUCGCCCUACCAGUAAUAACCGAACUGCCACGUCUUGCCAGGCGUGUGCAUUUCCUCGUCGCUUGUGUGAGUGCGGUGAAUCAGUCAUAUGCACAACAUCGAACUUCGUGGAUUUUCUUCGCCUGCCAGCGGGGCUGUGUGUCUCUGUUCACUGCCACGACUCACCUGACACGAACGCGACGCAUGAGGCACUUUUGGAGGUGGAGCUGGUAGCCGGUUAA
Messenger RNA from Trypanosoma cruzi, 1401 nucleotides. RefSeq lists its product as uncharacterized. The record is from RefSeq and is a predicted model, not a curated record. NCBI's taxonomy places the organism in Eukaryota, Euglenozoa, Kinetoplastea, Trypanosomatida, Trypanosomatidae. The transcript has a single exon. Bases 1 to 1401 code for a protein of 466 amino acids.